UGUAAUGAAAGUUACGACACUUCAACCAUGCAUAAAAAAGUUAACAAAGCAAACAACCGAACGAUAUCAGAAAACCAUACUCAAAGCUGUUCAGAUAACGAAACACAAACAUUAGACUGUUUGAAUGGAGGAUCUUGCUUUGUUGUUUUUAUAGAAGAAAGAAUUGUGAAAUGUGCAUGUUACACACAGUAUGUUGGUACCCGCUGUGAAAUGAUAAACACGAAUAGAACGUUAAAACAAUUUGAAGGUACCGAAGAGAAAGACGUCGACAAUAGACAUAUUCCAGGCAUAACAGCAGGAGUUGUCACUGUAUUUAUUGUUUUAUUGGCAAUUAUACUCAUACGAAGAAUUGAAAGGAAUAGUAGAAAACAGUUACAUACUCAACUUUUUUGUAGUGAGGGAAAUGGAUCAGAAACAACAAAAAUAGUUUGAAUCACUACCAACAACAAACAUGAUUUGAACCACUACCAACAAUGAACAUGGUGUGAAUCACUACCAACAAUGAAUAUUGUUUGAAUCAUAACUAACAACGAAAAUGGUUUGAAUCCCUUCCACCAAAACAACUUAUGAUAAUAGACAAAUUACUGUUUUUUUCUCACUUUUGACUGAUUUGAACUACUUUGUAACCUAACCAUAGCAAUUGCUAAUUCUUUAUUUGUACAAUAGCAGAUUGUAUUAGAAUGACAAACAUGAAGGUUUGUGGAGUGAAACAAAAACCAUUUAUAAAAGGAAACAUUUAAAUUUAUAUAUUGCAAUUAUGAGUUAAGCAAUCUUGAGGUCAACAUACGCAAUAUAUUUGUUGUAUUUCCCAAAGUCUUAUAUCAAAACCCUGUAUCGUUUGUGAUUAACAUAGGUAUGUGAAACGACAAUUUGAUUUAGUGUGGAAAAAUUGUUUUUGGUAUGAAAAAAGUACUAUGUGCAAUGAUGUGUGUAUGUUGGAAUAACAUAAAUGUUUAUUUUGUCAUCUUAGCGUUGCUUUGUACAAAUGAAUGUAUCAAUAUAAAAUGCACAAUUGUUUUCAUCUAGAGGAUAAGGCUAAUAUUUGUACUGCUAUCUUUCUCAAAAACAUUUAAGCGUACUCUGUAUGCAAAACCAAAACAUAAAGCUACAUCAUAUACUUUCACCAUGACAGUUGGCUGUAAUAAUGGAAUAUUUCAGUAAAAGCUUAUUUAAAAUCUGAAUUAUACCUAAAUUAGAACCGGAAAAAAAACCCCAAAUGUAUGAAAAAUGGAACAUUUAUAUUAAAAAUUCAAUGCCUAUAUUUUAAUUUGCUGAUAGUCGAAAGCUCGUUGGUUUACAUCGUGUUUAUAUCGACAUUUUAUCUUAUGAUCUUCAAGACCCAGAUUAACUGCGUUAUUAUUUUCGUAAAUAUGGUUUGUUCCCCUUUAUCCCGCUACAAUAGAACAAAACUCCCCUUUUGAAAUAUGUUAUUUAAUUAUCUAUUGAACACAGAAAAAAGGCUGCAGAAUAUUAAAGAAUAUAAAAAUUAUCAUACACGUAUCAUGAGCAUGCAAUAAUAAAUGAUUACUAGCAGUAAACAAUAGAAGAAAAUUUUGUUGAAGUCUGAAUUUGAAAAAAACCCAAAACAUUCUAAAUUUUAAAAAAAUGCAGAUUUUGUUGAAACAUCCUGAUCUUUUUCUUUGACAAACGCUUCAAUAUACUUAGAUGUAUCAAGAUUUUAAAUUUACAUUUUAUGUACAAUUCCAUGCAGCAAUGUGACAUACGGGUCCAGUGUCCUUUAAUUUAUACUGAGAACAUAUAUUGUUGUGAUGCGUUUACGUAAAUCUUGUAUUUUUUUUUACACCUGUUAUGAAAUUAAUAAAAGUGAGAACUGGAUUUCGAGGAACAGUUUUGUAAAUACAGACUGCAAUGUUAUGAAUAUACUUCACUGAUAUAUAAUUGGUCUAUGUCAUUUCUAUUUAUUAAUUCAAGUAUUUAUUCACUCAUUUUGUUACUUAUUUAUUCAUUUUGUUACUUAUUUAUUCAUUUUGUCACUUAUCUAGUCAUUUUGAUACUUAUUUAUUCAUUUUGGUUCUUAUUUAUUCAUUUUGUUGCUUAUCUAAUAUCCAUUUUCAAAUGAUGACAUAAAUGUAGUUUUCUUAAUUAAUAGUUAAAAACUGUUUUUGCUUUUGUAUCGUCUUUUCUUCUACCAUUGUGAUGAAUUUUUAUGAUUAGAUUGACCCUUAGUUAACUACAUCUCCAGGUUAGUUCACUUUUCACACUUCAUUUAAAUCGUUAAAAAUCCCUCCCCAUCUCUCACAAAAAAUGUGGUGAGAAACACGAAAUAGAACAUAAAGGUGAAAAUACCUCUUUGUUUUAAAAGCCAUAAAAUUUUCGGGUAAUUCGUAAAAUGUAGUUUUAUCAUGAUUUUUUGAAAUAUAACAGAACUUUUUUAUUCAGUCUACCGGUUGUUCAAAAUUGUAACAUUUUGAAUGAUUAAGCAUGGAAAACCCGAAUUUGUGUGAUAAAGAAAACUACACUUUACAAUUUUGAUGUAAGUAGUUCAAGCACUCUCUAUAAAAAUUACUUUGUCUAUCGUACUAUUACACCUUUCUCCUCUUAUGUGGCAAAGCUGAAAAUAUGAAUCAAACAAAAACAUUGCAUUUUAUAGGGUGCCAUAGGUGGAGAAGGAUCUGCUUACCCUUCCGGAGCACCUGAGAUCACCAUAAGUUUUUGUAGGGCUCGUGUUGCUUAUUCUUUAGUUUUCUAUGUUGUGUCAUGUACGUGUACACUAGUUUGUCUGUUUGUCUUUAUCACUCUUAGCCAUGUUAUUGUCAGUUUAUUUUCGAUUUAUGAGUUUGAAUGUCCCUCUGGUAUCUUUCGUCCCUCUUUUAUAGAAGAAACAGCCGUUAAUUUUAUUAAAGCACAUUCUUUUCUAUAUCAACAUGAACACUUAUAAGGUCUCGUGUUGCUUAUUCUUUAGUUUUCUAUGUUGGGUCAUGUACGUGUACAUUUGUUUGUCUGUUUGUAUUUAUCACUCGUAGCCA
Mytilus trossulus (common blue mussel) is the source of this 2987-nucleotide messenger RNA. RefSeq lists its product as uncharacterized. The transcript has 4 exons. Gene Ontology annotation, molecular function: receptor ligand activity; epidermal growth factor receptor binding. Lineage: Eukaryota; Metazoa; Mollusca; Bivalvia; Mytilida; Mytilidae. The record is from RefSeq and is a predicted model, not a curated record. Gene Ontology annotation, biological process: epidermal growth factor receptor signaling pathway. The coding region runs from base 28 to 432 and encodes 134 amino acids.